AUGGUGAACCGUCGAUUGAAUGCAGGGAAAGUGGGCGUGCCGGUGGCAAAGCUGCCCCCAAAAGACAAGGAAGAAGUGGAAUUCGAGAAGUUCAAGACUCCGGGCCCGUCGGAGUACGACGUGGCGAAGGCCGACCGCCAGCGUUACAGCAAUUCCCCGGCGUGGAGCAUCAAGGAAGACGUGAGCGUGAGCGGCGACGAAGGAGACAGCUCGAAGCCCCUCAAAGGGAGGGUCUUCAACGAGACCACCGUCUCUCCUGGUCCCGUAUACAACAUCCCCCCGCUGAUCGGGAACAAAUCGGGGGUGUUCGAGGGGGGAAAGAUGAACUCCCCGAUGUACAGCUUGAGCGGGAGGCCGGCGGAUCCGAAGAAUUCCAAUUUCCCAGGACCAGGUGCCUAUAAGACCAUCGAUGCCUCUGUGUACAAGCAGAAAUCCCCGAACUAUUCGUUGAGUGGCCGUACUCUGAUGCCCGGGGACCAUACGAUCAAGCCUGGCCCUGGUGCUCAUUCCCCGGAAAAGAUGGCCUUCUUCGCCAGUCCGAAUAAAGUGUACAUUCUCUUCGAGCGGUAUUUUGGGAAGUACUUGAACAAGUAUGAAGGAAAUCACAUCCCAGUGGGCUGGCUUCAUUGGAUGGGACUUAUCAUGAAUACUCGGUUCUACAACUACAGCUUGAACAUUAAUGGGGCUAAAGUCAAACAUGGAGAUUCUUAUGAAAAGGACUACUUCUCAGACUUGAUUGUGAAUGACUCACUGGCAUUCUUACGGGAAUCAAGAGUACAGCAUCCUGAAGAUCCAGUGAUGCUGGUCCUCAGCUUUCCUGCCCCACAUGGACCAGAGGAUUCAGCUCCUCAGUAUUCUCACAUGUUUUUCAAUGUCACUACCCAUCACACUCCAUCUUAUGACUUUGCUCCAAAUGCUGACAAACAGUGGCUUCUGCAAGUGACAGAGCCCAUGGAGCCCCUUCACAAAAAAUUCACAGAUAUCUUGAUGACCAAAAGACUUCAGACCCUUCUCAGUGUUGAUGAUGGUGUUGAAAAAAUAUGUAACACUUUGAAGUCAUUGGGUGAGCUGGACAAUACUUACAUUUUUUACACAUCAGAUCAUGGCUAUCAUUUGGGCCAGUUUGGGCUUCUCAAGGGGAAGAGCAUGCCCUUUGAAUUUGACACCAGGGUGCCAUUCUUUGUACGUGGCCCUGGCAUCCAACCUGGUAGUGAGAUCCCAAACAUUGUUUUGAACAUUGACCUGGCACCAACAUUUUUGGAUAUUGCUGGUGUUUUGCCUCCAUCCCAUAUGGAUGGCAAGUCCUUCUACAAGGUUCUCCUCCGGUCAGGUAGAUAUUCACGCAACCAAGAAUUAAGUCCAGUGAACUGGCGAGAUACUUUCCUGAUUGAGCGUGGGAAACCAGCCAACAAUCAUGGUGGCAAGGCUCACUCUCGUAAUGGGGGCCUCAUUGCAUGGCAUAGCAAAAAAGAACGUGUUUCUCAGAUUUGUUCCUACUCAGAAUUCCAGGGUCCUUGUAAGGAAUUCCAGAAAUGGACCUGUUUCAAGGAAGGCAACAGAUGGAGGAUGAAGAAGUGUCGAUCAGCUGGAAUGGGAGUGCUGAAGAAUGGUGUCUGCAUCUGUGAUGAUAAAGAUAAUCCUAAGAAAAAGAGAAAUGAAAAGAACGAAGAGAGACAGAAGAAGGAAAAUUUGAAUAGGAAAGGAUACCAACGCCGAUCAUUGGAUGAAAUGGAGCCUGCUUCAUCAGUUAAUACAACUGCUGGUGAAACCUCAUAUAUGGAUGUUGAUGUUGAUGCCAUCAAUAAGAUGGUAAACAAAAUUGAGAUGUCCAAAUUGGAUGAUGUCAUCGCUGACAUCUCCACUGAGCUCUUCAAUUUGGAGCAUGCUGAAACUGAACCCAGAGAGAUAUUAUCCUCAACCUCCCCACUGCCAUCAGUAACUACAACCAUGCCAACUCCUGUUAAGAUAACAGAAGAGGUUCCCAGUUCCCAGAAAGGGGAAGAAGUAAGAUGUCAGGUGACAGAAAGCCUUGAACUUAACUGCUCAAGUUCUGCCUCGAGCCAUCCAAUAGAAGCAUGGCAUGAGAGUAAAGCUUUCCUUGAUGAACAGAUUGAUCUUCUCAAGGAGCAACUUAGCAGACUGAAGACAUUAAGGAAAUCUCUGAAGAAGAAGAGACCUGAUCUUUUCAUUUAUGAUGAAAAAAACAAGGAAGGAAAUGAUAGUAGCAGUGAGCCUGAGGGAUAUGAAGAGAGCAAUGCAUUGUCAGAGCCAGAUAUAUUUCAAGAAGGUGACUUUGAUUGGGAUUAUUCAUCAACGGUUGCAUCUGGAGCUCAUGUACCUGAUGAAGGAGAGGGGCAGGAAGAGAUACAAUGUGUCUGUGAUGCCAAGACUUACCAAGGGUGGAUGGAGAGACAACGGUUAUCUGAGGUGCUUGAAGUACAGGAGUUGGCCAGAAAAAGACUGAAAGCAGAGCGCAAGGCAAAGAAGGAGCGUAGACUCUCACGCAAACGCAACACUGAAGCAUGCAACAAGGAAAAGGUGAACUGUUUCUCCCAUGACAAUGAUCACUGGAAAACCCCUCCAUAUUGGAAUGGAGGGCCACUUUGUGCUUGCAUCAAUGCCAACAACAACACAUAUGCCUGUUUGCGCACCAUCAAUGAUACACACAAUAUCCUCUAUUGCGAGUUCCAGUAUGAUUUUGUCAUGUUCUUCAACCUAAAUAUUGAUCCCUUUCAGCUGCGCAAUAUAGCACCCAUGCUUUCUGAGGAGGAAGAGAAAUAUUUACAUUCACAGCUAGAAUACCUUCAUUCAUGCAAGGGAGCCAAAGACUGCACUGUCAGGAAUGAAAUCACCCCUCGGCAGCGGGCAUACAGAGAGCGGCAGGCACUUCGUCAGGAGUCAUCGCACGGAGAAGCAGGAGAUGGGAGAGCAGCAGAAAUGGCGGAGACGUCGACGAAGGCAUCGUCGCCUUCAUCAACAGAGGCAUUCAUCUAUGGAUAUUCCCCUAUCCCUUUGAUUUCCAAGUCUUUUGGCUCAUAUGACUCCAUGAUGUCUGUGUAUCUCAUCCUCCUGAAAGUCAUAUUGACUUACUCUUGUCAUUCUGAAUUAUUUUGCUCAUCUUGGGCAUUAGGACUUUUUUUUUAAUUAUCUUGAAGACCAUUAUGAAAUUACAUCCAUUGACCAUUAUGUGCAACUGUCAGUGGUAUAAUGCUCUUUCAGGAAGAUCAAUGUGAUAUGUGAUAAUCUGGUGUUCGUGCCAAUACUAUGUGCCAUCCAUCUCUUGGAUUUUAUUACUCAUGACUUGGUGCUGUAUACAGACAUUUUCUUUCUAGUUCCAGAAUAAUGCAUUGUUUUGAUUUUUGCAUUUUGAUGCCUUUUGUGGCUCUUCACAUUCUUGAUGCCUACUCUGUAACAGGGCAAUUGAAGAAUCUCCCUCCUACUCCAGAAUUUGCAGUUCGAAAGUGUUUGACUCGAAACCAUAUCCUGUUAAUCAGAUGACACUGGUAUUCAAGAUCUGUUAUCCCGUUGUAAUAUUUUGAUGUUCAUGAC
This is a messenger RNA of Darwinula stevensoni, 3549 nucleotides long. The record is from the annotation of a GenBank genome assembly. NCBI's taxonomy places the organism in Eukaryota, Metazoa, Arthropoda, Ostracoda, Podocopida, Darwinulidae.